Molecule: messenger RNA, 5160 nt
Organism: Gracilinanus agilis (Agile Gracile Mouse Opossum)
Lineage: Eukaryota; Metazoa; Chordata; Mammalia; Didelphimorphia; Didelphidae
Gene: CCDC6
Product: coiled-coil domain containing 6
Exons: 10
Coding region: 1-1434 (477 amino acids)
Source: RefSeq, a predicted model, not a curated record
AUGGCCGACAGCGCCAGCGAGAGCGACACGGACGGCGCGGGCGGGCCGGGGGGCGGCGGGCCCGGGGGCAGCGGGGGGCCCGGCGGGCCGGGGGGCGGCGGGCCCGGAGGAGGAGGCCCGGGCGGCGGUGGCGGCGGCGGCGGGAAGCCGGGCGGCAUUGUCAUCUCGCCGUUCCGCCUGGAGGAGCUCACCAACCGGCUGGCGUCGCUGCAGCAGGAGAACAAGGUGCUCAAGAUCGAGCUGGAGACGUACAAGCUCAAGUGCAAGGCGCUGCAGGAGGAGAACCGCGACCUGCGCAAGGCCAGCGUCACCAUCCAAGCCCGGGCUGAGCAGGAGGAGGAGUUCAUCAGCAACACGUUGUUCAAGAAGAUUCAGGCCUUGCAGAAGGAGAAGGAGACGCUGGCUGUGAACUAUGAGAAGGAAGAGGAGUUCCUCACCAACGAGCUCUCCCGAAAGCUAAUGCAGCUCCAGCAUGAAAAAGCUGAACUGGAGCAGCACCUGGAACAGGAGCAGGAGUUUCAGGUCAAUAAACUGAUGAAGAAAAUCAAGAAACUGGAGAAUGAUACUAUCUCAAAGCAGCUUACCCUGGAGCAGCUGCGGCGCGAGAAGAUCGACCUGGAGAACACGCUGGAGCAGGAGCAGGAGGCGCUCGUCAACCGGCUCUGGAAGAGGAUGGACAAGCUGGAGGCCGAGAAGCGGAUCUUGCAGGAGAAGCUGGACCAGCCGGUGUCGGCGCCGCCGUCGCCCCGCGACAUCUCCAUGGAGAUCGACUCCCCGGAGAACAUGAUGCGCCACAUCCGCUUCCUCAAGAACGAGGUGGAGCGGCUCAAGAAGCAGCUGCGGGCGGCCCAGCUCCAGCACUCGGAGAAGAUGGCGCAGUACCUGGAGGAGGAGCGCCACAUGCGGGAGGAGAACCUGCGGCUGCAGAGGAAGCUGCAGCGCGAGAUGGAGCGCCGCGAGGCCUUGUGCCGGCAGCUGUCCGAGAGCGAGUCCAGCCUGGAGAUGGACGAUGAGAGGUACUUUAACGAGAUGUCGGCCCAAGGAUUGAGACCGCGCACUGUGUCCAGCCCGAUCCCCUACACGCCCUCGCCCAGCUCCAGCAGGCCCAUCUCGCCGGGUCUGACCUACGCCAGUCACACGGUCGGCUUCACCCCACCGACGUCGCUGCCUCGAGCCGGAAUGUCUUACUACAACUCCCCCGGACUCCACGUGCAGCACAUGGGAGCUUCCCACGGCAUCACAAGGCCUUCGCCCCGAAGAAGCAACAGUCCGGACAAAUUUAAACGGCCCACGCCUCCGCCAUCUCCGAACACACAGACCCCUGUCCAGCCUCCGCCGCCUCCGCCCCCGCCUCCCAUGCAGUCCUCCCUCCCCUCCGCCACGUCACCAACCGCCUCCUCGCCACACUCAGUGCACCCCCCCUCACAGCCCUAGUGCAUGCGCUGCCGCGGGGCCCCGUCGCGUCCUGGGACUCGGGAGGCCGCCGAGGACACCGGCCAGAGGCUCCCGGCGGCCUGAGCUGCGGCACCGAGGGCCUCCGGACUCUGUAGUGGUGUCGUACGUGUGUCUGAAUGCAGCCGCCUGGCCGUCUGACACUAACUCCCUAGAACAACCUCGUCCAUCAGUGUUUACUUGAAUGUACACGCAGGCCCCUGUGCUGGCCGGAGCGCUCGCUCCUCGGCCUUUGGUGGCGUGGCCGGCCGCCCGUGCUCCGCUCUAGAGGGCUUUGUUCUCCUCCCGGCUUUUAGGUUGCUAAGAUAGAAGGGAGCCCCGUGUGUGCCUGCCCCCCCUCGGCCCCUGGCAGAAAGAUGGUGGGCCUCCGACCCGGGUCUUACUGCUCAGAACCCGGCGCCUGCCCACACGCACCGCCCGCAGCCUCUUGUCGAGCUCCCUGUGUCCCAUCCACCCACCCGCCACGUUUCUUGUCGGCAGUCGGAUCGGCCCCAUUCCUGGAGCUCGAGGAGGGGCCGUUUCCUUGCUUGAUCCCCUCAUCCUCCUCGUAAGCCGACCACGCUGGUACGUCCAGCACGAUUCUGUCCGAGUCGUUGGCCCCCCCAGCUAGGGGCCCAAGUCCAGGACGCCACCGGUAUGGCCCAGGGCUGUGAGGGUGAGUGUGGAAGCCUCUGGUUUCCCUCCCUGCGGGCUCCCCCUUCCCCUCCCCACCCCCGUGCCCUGCCCUGCCCUCCCCACUAGCGGGCGGCACGUCCACUCUGAGCCCCCAGAGCAGAGCUGGGACGAGCGUCCCAAGAAGCAGCUUCUUCCUGAGGCCGGUGGAGAGCAGACGUGACGGGAACGUCGGCAGAGUAGCCCGAAGCUCCGUGGGGCUCGGCAGAGGAUGAGGAAGGCUGUGUGUGUGUCCGUGUGUCCAGAAGUCCAGCCCUCCUGUCAGCAGCACAAGCAGCGCCGCGCCCAAGGCGGGCUCCCGCUUCCCUUCCUCCUAGCGAAAUGCUCCUCUGGGUUCGGCAGCCGUUUUGUUUUUGUACUUGGCUAGUGACGUGAUCUCCCCCGGUGUUUGCUAUUUCUCUAUGCCGUGGACAAAAGCUUCCUUCUUAGAGAAUGUAUAUUUUAUGAUGAGAAUGUGUAACUAUUCUGUUGGCUCUAAUCAGAGAACUGAAAAAUAAUUUAUCCGUCUUUUUUUUAAGAAUUCAUGUUUUGUGACCGAACCAUCUCGCCUGCCCCCCUUUUAUGGAACUCGCCUAAACAGAGGAACCUUGUAGAUAUUAAACAUUGUGCAGUCGUGUCCACUUUCCUUUUUGCCUUUGAAUACCUGUUUCAGUCUAAGGAGCGUCCCGGAGCAGAGUGCUCGGUGAGUGGGCUCGGAAGGUAGUGGCCGCCGUAGAAUCGGCUCCCCUUUGCGCUUUCCACGCCAAAACAAGGACGCACAGCUCAGGCUCCUGAGCGUGUCCGAAGACAGUGCGCGCUCUGUCCAUCUUACGUUUGGCGCUGCGGGUGCGUUACCUUAACAGCCACGCCGAGAAAGAUCCCAUAAACCCAGCCACCAGGUUUCCAUAACGGGUCACGGCAGCUCGUGGGGACGUCCUCAACCAUGUGACGCACUCAGAGGUCCCCUUUGUCCCCCCAGCCCCGAGGGCCCCCUUCCCACUCAUGGAGUCCGUCAGGGACUUGUCCCACUGUCUGCCCUGGAAAGAAGAAGCUCUCCCUGCAGGAAGGACUUUCUCCAAGAAUAUUCCAGGGGACAGACGGCUCGCCUCUCGGAGUUCCUUCUAGCCCCGUCCUCCGUGCCCAGAGAAUUCAUUUUCCCCAGCGAAAGCACAGAAGUCAGUGUUGAAGAGAAUGGACGGGAUGAACAAACGAUUCUCUCGGAGGUGGAAGGAGAAGCGUGGAACAGAUACAGAUGAAUUAAGGGGAGAAUCCUUCAGAAAUUCAGGUUUCUACAAAGGCAAACUGCCGCUUGGUUCCAACACCGAGAAGCAGAAGCCGCCGGGCCUCUCCGGUGUAAGUGCAGCCGGAUGCCUCCCCUGCUGCCGCCAUGCCACGUCGGCAGGACCAACACCGCCCCUGGAUGGUCAUGCGAUGGCCUCUCAAAGCGUUCUCUGCCCCCUGGUGGUCUGUUAGGGUAUCAGGACUGACCGCGCCAUGGGGCCUGGCCCGGCCCCUGUGGGGUCAGGCACACCGCGGGAGAAGCCCCUUGUCCUCACUGACCCUUGCCUCAUUGCCCCCCUCCCGGCAUCUUUCGGACAGAGGAUCCUGGCCGCUGCUCCUCCUGGGUGUCCCAUCUUCAGAGAUCUCGAAAGUCAGCCGUGGUACCAUAGAGCUGGCUUCCUAGAGGCAUCCGUCCGCAGACCCUCGGUCCGAGCAGAGCCAUCACCAUCGGAUAAGCGUCCGCCAUCUUCUUUCUACUGAUGGCCGAGAGGCGGGUCCAUGGGGCUCCCUUUGCAGAAUUCCAGUGGCUUCGUGGAAGGUAGAAACUCUCCCCAGUUUUCAUGCCCCUCUCGAGCCCGUCGAGUUUGGGUCUUAGUGAUGAGCUCAGAAGAUGAUUCCCAGCACCGUGGCAUGAAUGUGUGAGCAGAGUGGACUUGGACACCAAGUGCUCUCUGUCUGCCCCCAGGAUCCAUUGGCCGUUCUCCACUCGGACCAAAAAGAAUCGUGUCCGUUAUCGCUAAACUUUGGACCCAACCGUGAGAGGCGAGAGGUUCUGCGUGCCCCUUCCCCUGCCUUCCCCUCUCUAGAGGCGGGUUUUCCUUCAGGAAGCCUUGCUAGGAAAGGACGAGCCAUCCGCGCUUGGACAUCUCCGUGUUUUGCUUGGCAGUACAGAAGCCUCGGUGUGGCUCGGGCUUCUGGCCGGUAGUUGUCUCGUGGGUCACCAACCGUGAAACCUUGUAACGAGGAUUACCAAAGAGUAGGUAGCAAACCGAUAGUUUAUUUCCCAAUGAUUAGUGAGCCAGUCCUUGAAGCUGCUACGCGAGUUCCAUGCUCAAGAGCCAUGAUAACAAAUUAAGGGAGUUUUUUAACAACAGAAAAUGAGACGCCACACACGGCGGCCAGCCUAGAGUCCUGGGAGCACGUUCCCGAGCGCUGGGCAGUCUUUGGAGUGCGAUGAACUGUCCGGUCUGGUCCGGUCGGCCUCUCCUCAGGGGGAUGGAGAGAACCCAGUAUUCUUACAGGUGUGGGAGCUGCGUGUGCGUGUGCGUGUGCAGUGUCUACAUGUGUCUCUGUGUUCAUUCAUGCCUUAACUCUGGUUACUGCUCAACUUUAGUUCUUGGCUUAGUUUGCCUCGUCAACUAGAUUGUAUCAUACAUCUCGAUCUGAACUUCCUCUUGGCCAAAACUCCCACCAAAACAAAACGACCCAAAGCCAAAAGAACUGAUUCCACAGAAAAUUCUUUAAUCAGGUCAACCCCGAGUCUCCUUUGGACUUUGUUGGGCACUUAAGAAGUCCUUUAAGAGUGAAAGGAGACGUGGAAGGAAUUCACCGAGGAGAGGAGCGUGUCUUCUCCCCGGGACAUCUCGGUGCCUGGUGUUAGCGACCCACCACGGUCCGGCCCUCCAGCUGGAGUAGAAUUGGAGACGUUCUUGCUUGGUCAGAGUUUAGAGAGAUGUAAGACUUCCAGUUAAUGUCUUCUUUGCUUCUUUGUGUUGAUUAGUCUUUGAUACAUGUGCUGAAUCAGAACCUGAAUAAAGAUAAUUUUUUUAAAAUGGA